AUGGCCGACUUGUCCGCCUUCUACAACGACCAGAUGAGUCGCGGUCGCCUGGGUUCUUUCGAGCGACCCCGCAGUCGACGCAGUUCGUCGCAGAGGUAUCGGCGCCGCUCGAACUCGCUUCCUGGAAGGCGCGGAUCACGGGACAGCCUGCGGCGUCAAAACGUCCCGCAGGAGCAGAUCUCGGUGAGCGUCGGCAAGCGCAGCGUCUCCAAGUCCGGGCUGGCCUGCGUGGUGUGCAUCUUCGUGCUGGUGUUGGCCGCGCUGACGAUGCUCAUCGCGAACCACCUGAUGAGGCCGCCGUUCGCCAGCGACCGCGGCGCUUGCGGCAGCGACGACUGUGUCCACCACGCCCGGCAGAUCCUGCGCACUCUCAACGCGUCGGCCGAUCCCUGCCUGGGCUUCCACGCGUACGUGUGCGGCAGCGGCGCGCGCUCGGACGACGGCGGAGAGGCGCGACCCGACGACGGCUGGAGGGAGACCGACGAGGGAAUCGGCAGCCUCGACGAGAUCGACCCGGCCUGGAGGUUGGCCCGGCUCUACGCCAAUCAAGUGAACAACAUCCUUGGCAAUCUUCAGCAGCUGCUUACCGUAAAGAACACUUCCGACGCUACACUGAAGGCGUUUUCAGCGCUGUCACUAUGCCUGCAGAGAGAACGCAAUCAGCAAGCGAUGUCCUUCGCGAUGUUCAUGAAAGAUAGAAAUCUUCCGUGGCCGCUACAGGCGUCGCGAUCUGUUGGGCUUGUCGAUGUGGUCGACGUUCUCCUGGACUUGAGCAUCAACUGGAGGGCGUCAAUUUGGGUUGACGUGCGGCUAUGGCACCUGAAAACGCAAACACUUGGCGGCCCCGUGGUGGUAAUCGACGAGCCCGGGCACGUGCCUUUGAUUCGAAUGGAACAAGUGAGCACGCUAAACGAUGUGGAGUACGCGAGUGCGGUUGAAAGAACAGCGCAGUUCAUCGUGCGCUUCAAGAACGGCAGUGGUACCGUUACUCGAGGUGCGUCAUUUAAUCACGCCGUAGAGAUAGAGCAACUGAAACGCGAUGAAACGGAUGUUCGCGAAGCUGUCUUGUCCAUGGAAGGCGGAGAAGACUCGUACGACACGCUCGUACCCCUGCAAAUGAUGCGGUUGACGAUGAAUUUCAAGCUGGAGAACUGGGUCGAUCUGCUCAGGAAGUACUUGGCGCCCGCAGGACUGAACGUUACGAUCGACACGGCGGUACUUAUACUGAACACCCGGCAGUUCAAAACCCUCACUAGGCUGAUGGAAAACAUCCCAGCGCCAAGGUUGCUGAAUGCCCUGGGGUGGAUGUUUGCGUACUCCUACUCCUGGGUAGCCAACUCCGAAUUUGAAUCCGUCAGCACUCAAAGUGGUCUAACCAGCGGCGGCGCGUCAGAGUAUGGUUUGUUGGCGCACGUCCUCUGUUUCGUGGCGGUUCACGAGUCCUUCGGCAUAGCGCUAGAACAGGCAAUGUUCCUGAACCACCUACCGAGCCAUGAGCGUCUUAAGGUGACCAAGAUAAUGAACGCAACCGCUCGCGGUCUCAUCGAAGCAGUGCGCGCAUCUCAGGGCGUCUCGAACACGACGAAGGCCGACGCAGAAGCAAAGAUUUCUCUCGUCUUAUCUCGAGAGUUGUGGCCGCCCCAGCCUUUCCUCAAUCUCCACGACUUAGAUGCCCUCUACGUACGCUUCCCAUCAGUGCGUGCCCAGGACUUCUACGCGUCUUGGCGUGAGACGCGAGCGGCUCUCAGGACUGCGUUGUCCGAUCGCUACCACGGGACCUUGAUGACGGCUAAGUUGAGGGGCUACGCGGAGGAUAUUCUCUACAUCUACUCGUUAAACAUCAUUCUACUCGACCUUCCGUCCGUGUUUCCGCCGAAGUACCUCAGGUACGGCAACUCGGUCAUGGCGUUCGCUGGUUUGGGCUUCCAGUUUCUCCGGCAGCUGGUCAAAUCUGUGGACGAGCGGGGAAGGCUGCUGGACUACGCCACAGGAGACAAGAUCACUUGGUGGGAGGAAAAAAGGACGUGCAAGAUUACGACGGCGGUGUCGACAAAGGAGAGGCAAGAAAUCAAAGACCUCUUCGCCUUUGAAUUAGCCUUGGCGACGGCGAAGAAGGUCGCGGAGGCAGACGGUUUGCCUCUGAGGCUAAAAUUUCUGGAGAACCUGUCGCCCGUGCAAACGUUUUACGUGAGCUAUUGCAGCAACUUUUGUGGGGCACGCGAAGAGCAAGAGAUGUGCGACUUGGCGAUGAAGUCCUCGGAAUUUGUGGACGCCUUCGCCUGUGUCUGGCGUGGUGUAGAUCUCGGGUGCCUUUUUGUAUAA
This is a messenger RNA of Dermacentor andersoni, 2322 nucleotides long. RefSeq lists its product as uncharacterized. The record is from RefSeq and is a predicted model, not a curated record. Gene Ontology annotation, biological process: protein processing. Gene Ontology annotation, cellular component: plasma membrane. Gene Ontology annotation, molecular function: metalloendopeptidase activity. Lineage: Eukaryota; Metazoa; Arthropoda; Arachnida; Ixodida; Ixodidae.